Molecule: messenger RNA, 4440 nt
Organism: Gordionus sp. m RMFG-2023
Lineage: Eukaryota; Metazoa; Nematomorpha; Gordioida; Chordodea; Parachordodidae
Exons: 15
Coding region: 90-4067 (1325 amino acids)
Biological process (GO): protein sumoylation; regulation of transcription by RNA polymerase II
Cellular component (GO): chromatin
Molecular function (GO): transcription coregulator activity; zinc ion binding; SUMO ligase activity
Source: RefSeq, a predicted model, not a curated record
GAGUGUUACAACUUCAUUAGAAUAAAAAUGAUCGAAGUUAAGGCUUUUUGACAUGAAAAUAACAAUUAACCAUAUAAUAUAAUUCCGGAAUGACUGAAAUUGAAGAACUAAAAACUAUGUUAACUCACUUUAGAGUUCAUGAUUUGCAACAAUUAUUAAUCUAUGCAGGUAGGAGUAAAAAUGGUAAAAAAUCAGAAUUAUUAGAAAGAGCUUUAGCCCUAUUGGAAAACUGCCCUGCACCAAUGAAAAUUAAAAUAAGGGAUCUGCAUAAUAAAGUAAUGGCAUCCACCUCCUAUUAUUCCAUCCUAAAAAAUAGAUAUUUUUUCCAGGAUCUCAACAAUAAUUCUAAUAAUAUUAACAAUAAUACUACUUCUACACCUACUAAUAUAAAUAAUGUUAAUACCAUAAAUGGUUUACCUGUUAACUCACAACAUAAAAAUUCAAACAAUGUUUUUACACAAUAUUUUUAUAGUAAUAAUACUGGGAAAUCUAAUUCCAAUGACAAAAAUUAUAAUCAAACUACAAAUUUAACCCCUUUAAAUAUGGGCAAUAUCAAUAAUCUCAAUAACAAUAUUUUUAACAAUAGUCUCAAAGGUGGUAUAACAUAUUCAUCUCAGCAACAAUCAUACAACCAAAAUUCACAAUUUAUUGUUCAACCAAUUAUAAAAUUCAAAUCACUGCCCUUUUAUGAAAAGUUAUCAGACCUCAUAAAGCCUACAACCUUAGUACCCUACAAUUACGAGAAAACAGUUACACAAGAAACCUUUUUCAUAUUCCGCCUAUCUCCUCAAAUGGUCAACGAUAUAGUUUCCUCAAAAUUCAAAUGUCCAAUCACACAAAAAGAAGACUACGCCACUCAAAUUCAGCUUAGAUUUUGUCUUUACGACAUGAGUGAUCCCAAGUCAGGCUGUGAUGACCAUUUUCCUUCUAACAUCAGUGUUAAGGUCAACGGAGUCUAUGCUCCUCUGCCACUUCCCUUACCACCCAAACCGCCAUCUACUGAACCAAAAAGACCAGGCCGUCCUAUAAACAUAACUCCGCUAGUAAAAUUAUCCCCUAUGCUCGAUAAUCAAAUCAAUAUAAGCUGGAAUAAUUCGUUUCAUAACGCAAAUAAUAGCUCCCCAUUCAAUAUGAAUGCUCAAAAUGGAAUGGGGAACAAUAAUUUAAUAAUGGCUCAUGUAAUGGCCCUAUUUCUGGUGCGAAAAAAUACAACACAAUCCUUGCUCCAAAAACUGACCUCAAAAAGUUACUUACGGGCAACUGCCACUAGAUAUAUGAUCAAAGAAAAGUUGAAAUGUGGGGCCGAUGAUCUAGAAAUAGCCACAACUAGUUUAAGAAUUUCUCUUUUGUGCCCGCUUUCCAAAUGCCGUAUGAUUCAUGCGUGCCGAUCCGUGACCUGUGCUCAUUUUCAAUGUUUUGACGCCAAUUCAUACUUGUCUAUGAACGAAAAAAACAGCAAAUGGAUAUGCCCCGUAUGUCACGGACCUGCUCUUUAUCAGUCCUUGAGUGUGGAUAGCUUGUUUAUGGAAAUUUUGAGCUCGGCCCCUGAUUUCAAAGAAGUAGAAUUUUUUCAGGAUGGUUCUUGGAGACCGUUUAGUGAAAAAAUUGUAAAGAAAACUACCAAAGAGACCAGCCUUGAUAAUGAUAAACAAUCCCAUGUUAGUGAUCUGGAAACUGAUACGAAUAGCGGCAAUACUAUUAGAGCCAAUGUCCUUAAACAAAAAAACACCGUUUGUUACAACUCAAAUUUAGAUAAACCACCCAUUCUCACUUGCAAAGGAACUCUCGAUGAAAGCACUAAUAGUCUAAUUAUAAAUAUGGCAAAUAUUUUGAAUUCAAACAUUUUGAUUCAAAACAAUAAAAUAGCUCCAUCAAGUAUCAACCAUGUGUUGAGUAGCAGUAGUGACGAAAAUUUAAAUAACACAAGCCUGGUGAGGAUAAAACGUAAAAAGGGUAGGAAGGUGAUACAACGCAAAAUUGGCAAAAAUAAAGAUAGCAUUACUACUACUAAUACUGUUUCAGAAACUACCCAAAGAAAUAACAAAACAAAUUCAUAUAUACCAUCCACUACACAUAUUAAUACUAUCUAUUCCACUACUUCUAGCUCUGAACUCAAUGAAAAUGAUUCAGACUAUUCAAUUUCUAAUUCCUACCAUUCUUCGAAGGAUCUAAGCUUAAUAUUUUAUAAUAGUAUUAGUGGUAAGAAAAUUAUUACGGAAAAAGCGAAUGACGUGUUAGUGAAAGAAAAAGAAACUGAUAAACUUCAAAGUUUUGAAGUGAUAGAUUUGUGUAGCUCCCCUUCAUCCCCCGACACUUCGAUAAAUCUUGAUAAAACCAAUAACAGCAAUAUAGGUAAAAAUAAUAAAACCGAUGCACUCUCUCUCAAAAAUAUCUUAAGCCCCUCUGGCAAUUCUACUUUUAAUAAAAAUAGUAUAAUUACAAAUAAUUUUGAAGAAGUCAAUACUCGAAAUAUUGAUUUUCCUUGUUGUGAUAGCCCACGGAAUGAUCUAAACACAAAUAUUACCCAUACUACUUUAGAUGAUAAAACUCAUGAUGUAGUGAAUGGAGAGUUUUUAGACAUCUUUUCUUCUAGCAUAUCUUCGUUUGAGAGCAUAAAAAAUAAUUUAAAUGAUCAAGCCAAUAAACCUGAUCCUUUUCCAAGUAUUGCCAGAAUAAAUAGUAGUAACUCCAUUCUUAAAAAUAAUGAUGCAAAUGAGGCCAAUGAUAAAAUAAACAAGUUAACGCUAUCUAUACCGAUUGGUUUCGAAGGGAAUGAUUAUUUGUUUAUUGAGCCUCCUCAAAAUGCUAAUAAUAAUAUACUUAGGAUCGAAAAUACCGACAAUUAUAAAGAUAAAAGUGGAGAAAAUAAUUUUAAAAUCAAUACCGAUAAUUUUAAUCCACCUAUCUUGAAUGAAGAAUAUGCCAAUAAUUUAUCUUCUAUCCAAAGUUCUGUAAUUACAUCUCGAUUGACAAAAAUAGCAGGCAAUAUGGCAUAUGAAAUACCCCAUACCUCUAUUCCUUCCAAAUCUUUAUCAGAUAUUUUGCAAUCUGGGUUAACCAAAGAUAUAGGUCCAAACAUGAAUUCGCAACCACACACAUCAUCUGAUCCUUCUUCUACCCUCAAUAUUUCGAAUAAAUCUAUUUGCAUUUAUCCAGACACUGACCAUAUGGACUCAACCUUAUCUUCUUACACAAGUAUUAAUCCUAAUUCGAAUAUGAUAGAGAUGGCCGAUCGGGAAAUCGCCAAAAACAUUUUCAGUCUCAUGAGACGCGAUUCCAAUACUUUACAGAACCCCCCUGAUACACUAACCACAAACCCAUCAAUCAAAACAUCAUCGAACUGUUUCAUUGAACGGACUUCAGGAAAUAAUUUUACAUCUGGAAUAUCUGUUCGUAAAGUGGAUCAAAUAGGAGCCCAGCUAUUGUUAGAAAAAUGCGGUCUCAAAAAGUCAGUAGCUGCAAAGGUGACUUCAUCAUCACUUAAUCUAGCAAAUGCUUCAAGUUCCUCUUGUUGGGAUAAUUACAAUUUAGAAAAUGGUGGUGAUAAUAAUUAUCGUAACACAAAGUCCGACAGCAUAAAUUAUAACAAUAAUCGUUUGGUGAAUGCCUAUGUUUCAGGUAGAGACGCAAAUUAUGAUGGAAAUAACCUAAUAAUUUCAAAUCACCCUAAUCUGACAAACAUGAUCGAUAAAUUACCAAUCAACUUAAAGCCAUUACCCCUUAUACAAAACACUAUGCCCUCCAUUGCUUUACCCAUAUCAGUUUCCCCUUUUAAUAAUUCCAAUUGUUCUUUGCCAAUGCUUAAGCCUAUUACUGGACUCAAACACACUUUUUCUUCUCACAGUCAGAGUGUAUUAAAUUCAAAUCCUAAUCCCAAUUUUUACAAUACCUCAAAUAACCCUAAUUAUAACUUAGACCAUAUAGUAAAUAGUAGUCAUUUUUAUAAUAAUUCGAAUCCUUACAAUAACAUAUUUCAAAGCCAUAACUCUCAAUAUAUGAAUCAAUCGAAUAAUUCAAAUACUAACGUUUUGAGGGAUCAAUAUUGCGAUAAAUUUGAUGGGCAAUAAAGGGAAAUAUUAAAAAAUUCUUAUUAAUAUGCUUUCACAUUCAAGAUAAAAGUGUAAGAAUUUUGUUAAUUGUUAUUCAUUAAAAUUAACUUUUCUGGCCAUAAUGCUUAUUAGCACUUAUACAAUUCAAUUGAAAACAAUUGGGUCGUAUUUAAAAAUUGAAUAGUCAAUAUAUUAUAUUUAUUACCUUUAUACAAUGUUUUCUACGAUUUAUAUUUGAGUAUUUAUAUCAUGUAUAUAUAAUCAAAUGUUUUACCCUGCUAAACUUAUUUUUAUAAUGAUCAAUUCAGAAAACGUAAACGCGCAUUUCCAAUCAAUUUAUAUUUCCCCCUUUGACUUUGUAUAUAUUAAUCAGGAAUAAAUUAAAAGUUUA